UGGUGUGUUGCCCUUGUCUCGCUCUCUCACUCUCGUCUCUGGGAUGGAUCCUUGGAUUCUGUUGGCCGCCUUGACUCUGGUGCCGGUGGAAGCAGAAUCAGACCCAAACUUGAGCCACUCCACCCAACCAACAGUUAUUCCCAGCAACCACACCAAGGCCAGCUCCACUAACCCCAUCCCUUCAUGCACCUGUCCAGAUGUUAGCCCCAGCAUCGCCCCCCUCCCUCCGGCAGGCAAACCUCCUUCACCAACCUUGGGUGUCUUUACAGUCCAAUGGAAGGACAAAUCCUGUACGGGAGACGUCGUCGUGUCCGUCUUGAACGUCUCCACCACCCGUCCCUCUUUCGACUCUCUGUGUUACGUCAGUUGGCCUGCCGUCCGGGGCCUUUUAGCCAAGGUGUGUGAGAGCAAGGUGGGCUGUCAGGGCAAGCCCAUCUGGUCCCAAGGCAGCAAGACUUCAACGGGGUUCAAUAUCACCGAGGAGGGAGGAAUGAAGGUCGCCAGCUGUGCCUCACUGACGGUCCAGUGCUCAGAACUAACGGCCUGCCGAGGACUGACGGGCUACAAAGUGGUGACCGCCCUGCUGUGCGUCGUGCUGCUGCUCAUUUUGCUGACCCGUUUUGCUGGGCCCACCGUGCAAGUCCUCCAGAGGAGACUGUCGGAUAAGAGACGGAGUCGCUGGAUCGGACCCACGCAGAGUCAGAGCGUGACGUACCACCGAGGGAAAACUGCAGUUCAGAACGACGACGCAGACAAGAGACUGUCCUACCCUGGGUCUCCGGUCGGGGCACAUCCACCUGUUCUCCUGCACCCCGCCGCCGUGGAGGAGGACCGUAGCAUCGACUAG
Lampris incognitus (smalleye Pacific opah) is the source of this 847-nucleotide messenger RNA. RefSeq lists its product as uncharacterized. NCBI's taxonomy places the organism in Eukaryota, Metazoa, Chordata, Actinopteri, Lampriformes, Lampridae. The record is from RefSeq and is a predicted model, not a curated record. The coding region runs from base 44 to 847 and encodes 267 amino acids. The transcript is spliced from 6 exons.